UUUGGAACUGUAUCUGAGAAUCAACAUAUUUUAACAACAGAUCAUUGUGUUCAACAAAGUCUUAUUCCUAUACCGUUUUCAGUUGUACUUGGAGCACAUUACUUAUCAAAUUCAACUUAUCGUAUUCCAAUUGAUCGUUUUAUAUUUCAUUCUGAUUUUAACCAAGCAACAUUAAUCAAUGAUAUUGCCGUAAUAAAACUCAGUCAGCACAUUCAAUCCUUUUCUGAUCGUAUUCGGCCAGCCUGCUUGGCACGAUCGAUUCGACAACCGGACGUAUCUAGUCUGCUAAUUGUAGCUGGUUGGCGUACGGUAAAAAAUAAUACUUGGUCUGUUUCGAAUACUAAUGAACUCCGACAAGCAAGAUUAACAGCUAUGGAUGAAUGCUCCGAAGUGUAUCCUAAAAGAUAUGAUUUUGAAAAGCAAAUAUGCGCUGGUACACAAGGUUCAAAACGUGAUUUAUGCCUAGGCGACAUGG
Molecule: messenger RNA, 475 nt
Organism: Adineta ricciae
Lineage: Eukaryota; Metazoa; Rotifera; Eurotatoria; Adinetida; Adinetidae
Source: the annotation of a GenBank genome assembly